Molecule: messenger RNA, 8464 nt
Organism: Apus apus (common swift)
Lineage: Eukaryota; Metazoa; Chordata; Aves; Apodiformes; Apodidae
Gene: JAK2
Product: Janus kinase 2
Exons: 25
Coding region: 2739-6131 (1130 amino acids)
Biological process (GO): intracellular signal transduction; hemopoiesis; cell surface receptor signaling pathway via JAK-STAT
Cellular component (GO): cytosol; membrane; cytoskeleton
Molecular function (GO): cytokine receptor binding; non-membrane spanning protein tyrosine kinase activity; histone binding
Source: RefSeq, a predicted model, not a curated record
AAUUGGGAACUUUAUAUAAUUCAUGUCUUGUACUCUCUCCCCCAGCCCUGCCCCCCCCCCCAUUAUUUUGAUGCUAAUAAAACCAAGCUGUGUUGUAAAAGAAUAAGCCACAGAAUAAAAGUAAUUGGCUUAAGCUGUGGAGGGGAAAGAAGGGUUUUAAGCAUUGUUUUGACACUUUUUGUCUUUACUUUAUCUCUUCCUCCUUCUGUGUACCUCCUCCUUGCCUACAGGAGACUAGCAGUGUCACUGCCCUUCCUUUACUCCUUUCCCCCCUUUCCCCCCUGCCACGUAAUCUUCUACUCCUGGUUCACAGGAAGAACAUUCUAGCUCUUCAGCUGUGAGUUUCUGCACACAGUGUAAACAAAUAUGACAGUUACUUUAGAGGCAGUAGUUCUACUAACCUCUGACUAGGGAAGUUGCCAGACUGGGGAAAUGAGAUAAGAAGGCAAGAAAUGGGAGAUGACAGAAUUCAGAAGGGAAGUCCAAAGGGGUUCAACUUUUUAAAAUCCAGGUCUUGGGAAAAACUUCCUGAACAACUGCAAGCUGCACCGUUUAUCCUAAUAACCAAUGACAACUGGAAAGAAAACCUUGGAUUUUCUACCAGGAUAUGUCUCCACUUGAUGAAACUGUUCUGUUGUUAUUUGUUCAGAAGAUACUUUUUUUUAUAGACUCGGAACUUCAGAGCCCUCUCUUAAUUGGAGAGGACAACAAACUUUGUUGAAGUUCACAAGCACCAAACUACAGUAACUGGUGGGUCUUGGCUGUUCUUUCCUCCACAGUUAAUCUGUUGAGAGCAGACCUUUACCUGAGAAGCUCCUGACUACUACAGGUCUUUGGAGGCUGAGAGAAGAGUAGCAGUUUUGAAACCUUUUCCACUGUGAUAUGGCUCAUAUCUGCUGUGCCACUGUUCAGCACUCUAAGACUGCAACAUGAAAUGUGUUUGUCUUCUGCUGGCUUAGUGUAGUCUGCUUGGUUCUUAGCAGCAUCUGCUAAACUGCCAUCUGUUUUGCAACUGUUGAUUCUACUCCUUGGCCAUGCAGUAGUGUAGCAAUGACUGUUGGUUCUUGUUUUGACAAACCUCUCUUCAAUUAUGACAGUGGGGCAUUACAUUUGGAAAAUGAUAGCUUGCUUUCUUCAAAACUGUUUUCUAGCAUCACUUCCCCACUACCUCAAUCUUGCACUGUUUAAGAAAGCCAUGCAAUUUGACGGAAUACUGUGCUGCUGUUGCUGUUAUAUUUUUUGGUUUUGUUUGUACUUUCAAUGUUAAUUUUAACAUGUAAAUAGAGCUAUACCUCUCAUAUAUGUUCUCUAGAGGUUGUUGAAGGGAUUUUCCCCUAGAUGGUGUUUUCAACAAAAAUGUCUUUUAAUAGAGAAGUAUUUCUUCCUGUUUCAGUGGUGAGUUGGAAUGUUUUUUCCACUUGGAAAUGUGAUUUUAUUUUUUUUUAACCUUUUAAAAUUGUCUCCUGAUUUCUUACUAAGUCACUGGUAAUUGUUUUUACAUAGAAACCAGUGCUUUGAUUGUUCAAUAUAAGACAGUGGUUCUCCAUUUUGUAACCAAAAACCACAAGGGAGGAUGAGACUAGUAGUGUUCAGUUCUCAGAAACACUUUUUGCUUUUGAGUUAAUUUACUCCACGCAUGCCUGAGCACUGGUGAUUCUUUCCUUAAAAAAAUCAAAGAAACAAUUAAGGAAGAUGUAUUCUCUACUAAUUAACUCUUGUCUCGUGGUCUGAACUAUUAAGCAGAAUUCAGUUUUCAGUAGAGUUCAUGAAGCAAAGUCUACUACAAUGUGGCAUGCUUGUGAAAACAUAAUUUAGUCCUACUUUUGCUGCCAUCUUUCAUUGCAUCACUUUAGGAGAAUCUGGGGGAGAGGUCUAAGGGAAACGUGGAAAAUUUGUGACAUUUUUCACAUAUGUCAUGCAAAAAGUCUUUCUGAUCUAUUGUUAUUUUUCCUAUGUUCUCUGUGUAUAUAAAGCUGUGCAGAUAAUGGUGGCUCUGAAUGGACUAAGGAUCCUUAGAUGCGACUGUCUGAGGAGAUGAUCUUUGCCAAAACAAUUGUGCAACCAUUCGAAUUGCUUGGAAAUUUUCUGAUGAAACAGUGUUUUCCUGAAAAUUAUCAGCAUGGUGAAACUGAAAUGUUUUGCAAAUAUGGACUGACUUUUGCCAAAGUUCUGAUGGAAUAUAUGAGACCUAUUGCUUGUGGCAGGUCUUUGAUUGUUUUUCUAGUAACACCUACUUGGCAGGUUGCUGUGAUGCUGAGUCUUCUAAGAUGUUCAUCCUGCUUUUCUGACAGCACCCCAGGUAGUGUGCUUACUGGGGUUGCCCUAGAGCAAGGGCUUCAUUCCCUUGUGAAGAACUUAGAAAUCACAAUUAUUAUUUUUUUAUUAUUACUCCUAAUAAGUAUGAAAAUAUUGAAAUUCUCCAUAAUAACAGCUCUUAUUCACUUUGUCCUUUUUGUCUUGCAAGAGGAUCAGGCCAGGAUCAUUACUGUUUCCUUUUGCAAGAGUUCACAGACUCUUGUUGAAUUGCUGAUCUAGACAGUGGUUCGCCAAGUUCUGAAAACUGUCAAUUAUGUCCCACCACUGCUUGUGUACCCGCUUUCUCUGACUUCCUGUGGAUACCAGCAGCAAGUGAGUGUCUUGUGACAUGCAUAUUUAAAGGGCUUCAUCACUCUCAUGUUUCAUACAGAGGUUUCUCAAGUGAUUAAAGGCAAAUGCUCUGAACACAACCAAAACGAACAAUGGCCUGUCUUACUAUGACAAAUAUGGAAGACACAGGAACUUCUACUGUCCACCAGAAUGGUGACAUUCGUGGGAAUACCAGUGCACCUAAGCAGACAGAACCAUUGCUCCAAGUGUACCUUUAUCAUUCUCCUGGGAAGACAGGAGGAGAUUACCUUCAAUUUUCAGCUGGAGAAUAUGUUGCAGAAGAGAUUUGCGCUGUUGCCUGUAAAGCUUGUGGUAUCAUUCCAAUGUAUCAUAACAUGUUUGCACUCAUGAGUGAAGUAGAGAGAAUGUGGUAUCCCCCAAAUCACAUCUUCCAUGUAGAUGAAGCAACCAGACUCAACCUGAUUUUCCGGAUAAGGUUUUAUUUUCCCCACUGGUAUUGCAAUGGCAGCAGCAGAGCAUAUCGAUACGGCAUUCUUCGAGGUGCAGAAAGCCCUGUUCUUGAUGAUGUUGUCAUGUCCUACCUAUUUGCACAGUGGCGAGAUGAUUUUUUGGAUGGAUGGAUUCAGAUGCCUGUUACUCAUGAAACACAAGAAGAAUGCCUAGGAAUGGCAGUUUUGGAUAUGAUGAGAGUGGCCAAAGAAAAGGACCAAACCCCACUGGCUAUUUACAAUUCAGUCAGCUACAAAAUGUUUUUGCCUAAAUGUGUGCGAGCAAAAAUCCAAGAUUACCACAUUUUGACACGAAAAAGAAUAAGGUACAGGUUCCGCAAAUUUAUACAGCAGUUUGGCCAAUGCAAAGCUACUGCCAGGAACUUGAAGCUUAAAUAUCUUAUAAAUCUGGAAACCCUUCAGUCUGCCUUCUACUCAGAGGUUUUUGAAGUAAAGGAACCUGGUGGAGAUCCUUCUGGAGAAGAAAGUUUUGCAACCAUUGUAAUAACUGGAAAUGGUGGAAUUCAGUGCUCAAGAGGAAAACUUAAAGACUAUGAGACACUGGCAGAGCAGGAUUUACAAACAUACUGUGAUUUUCCUGAUAUCAUUGAUGUCAGUAUUAAACAAGCAAGCCAAGAAGGCUCCAGUGAGAGAAGAAUUGUCACCAUUCACAAGCAGGACAGCAAGAAUCUGGAGGCUGAAUUUCAGUCAUUGAGAGAAGCUCUCUCCUUUGUAUCACUAAUUGAUGGAUAUUACAGAUUAACUGCGGAUGCCCACCAUUAUCUCUGUAAAGAAGUGGCACCACCAUCAGUUCUUGAAAAUAUCCAAAGCAACUGCCAUGGACCAAUUUUCAUGGACUUCGCUAUCAGUAAACUGAAGAAAGCAGGUAAUCAGACCGGUUUCUACGUUCUUCGUUGCAGUCCUAAAGAUUUUAAAAAAUACUUCCUCACCUUUGCUAUAGAGCGUGAGAAUGCAACUGAUUAUAAGCACUGCCUAAUUACGAAGAAUGAAAAUGGAGAAUAUAAUCUUAGUGGAACCAAGAGAAGUUUCAGUAAUCUUAAGGAUCUCUUGACCUGUUACCAGACAGAAACUGUCCGUUCAGACAGCAUAAUUUUCCAGUUCAUCAAAUGCUGUCCUCCAAAACCAAAAGAUAAAUCAAAUCUCCUAGUCUUCAGAAGCAAUAGUGUUUCUGAUGUACCUUCAUCACCUACGCUACAGAGACACAAUAAUGUCAAUCAGAUGGUCUUUCAUAAAAUCCGGAAUGAGGACUUGAUAUUUGAGGAGAGUCUUGGACAGGGCACAUUUACUAAGAUUUUCAAAGGUGUAAGGAAAGAAGUGGGAGACUAUGGCCAACUUCAUCAAACUGAAGUUCUUUUGAAGGUGCUGGAUAAAGUGCAUAGAAACUACUCUGAGUCCUUCUUUGAGGCAGCAAGUAUGAUGAGCCAGCUUUCUUACAAACAUUUGGUGUUAAAUUAUGGAGUCUGCGUAUGUGGAGAGGAGAAUAUCCUUGUACAAGAAUAUGUAAAAUUUGGAUCCUUGGACACAUACCUGAAAAAGAACAAAAAUGUUAUCAAUAUCUUGUGGAAGCUGGAAGUAGCCAAACAGUUGGCAUUAGCCAUGCAUUUCCUGGAGGAUAAAGGCCUUGUUCAUGGGAAUGUCUGCGCAAAAAACAUUUUGCUUAUCAGAGAGGAAGACAGGAAGUCUGGAAACCUUCCAUUUAUAAAACUAAGUGAUCCUGGCAUCAGUAUUACAGUUUUACCAAGAGAUAUUCUUCUUGAGCGAAUACCAUGGGUUCCACCUGAAUGUAUUGAAAAUCCCAAACAAUUAAGCCUGGCCACAGAUAAAUGGAGUUUUGGUACUACUUUGUGGGAAAUCUGUAGUGGAGGAGACAAACCUCUGAGUGCACUGGAUUCUUCAAGAAAACUACAGUUUUAUGAAGACAGGCACCAGCUUCCUGCCCCCAACUGGACAGAACUAGCAAACCUUAUAAACAACUGUAUGGAUUAUGAGCCAGAUUUCAGGCCCUCAUUUAGAGCAAUUAUACGUGACUUGAAUAGUCUGUUCACUCCAGAUUAUGAACUACUGACAGAAAGUGAUAUGUUGCCAAAUAUGAGAAUUGGGGCACUUGGAUUUUCAGGUGCUUUUGAAGAUCGGGACCCAACACAAUUUGAAGAAAGGCAUCUGAAGUUUUUACAGCAACUUGGCAAGGGAAAUUUUGGCAGUGUUGAGAUGUGCCGGUAUGACCCCCUGCAAGAUAAUACUGGGGAGGUGGUGGCUGUGAAAAAGCUGCAACAUAGCACAGAAGAGCACCUUAGGGAUUUUGAAAGAGAAAUUGAAAUACUUAAAUCUCUGCAGCAUGAUAACAUUGUUAAAUACAAAGGAGUAUGCUACAGCGCAGGUCGUAGGAAUCUAAGAUUGAUUAUGGAAUAUUUGCCAUAUGGAAGUUUACGAGAUUAUCUGCAGAAACACAAGGAGAGGCUGGACCACAAGAAGCUUUUGCUGUAUGCAUCUCAGAUAUGUAAGGGCAUGGAGUAUCUGGGUACCAAAAGGUAUGUUCACCGAGAUUUAGCAACCAGAAAUAUCUUAGUGGAGAAUGAGAACAGAGUUAAAAUUGGAGACUUUGGAUUGACAAAAGUGUUGCCGCAAGACAAGGAAUACUACAAAGUAAAAGAACCUGGUGAAAGCCCUAUAUUUUGGUAUGCUCCAGAAUCUCUGACAGAAAGCAAAUUUUCUGUCGCCUCAGAUGUGUGGAGUUUUGGUGUGGUCUUGUAUGAACUCUUCACAUACAUUGACAAGAGCAAAAGCCCACCAGCUGAAUUCAUGCGCAUGAUUGGCAAUGAUAAACAAGGGCAGAUGAUCGUGUUUCACUUGAUAGAGCUUUUGAAGAAUAAUGGACGACUACCAAGACCAGAUGGAUGCCCUGAUGAGAUCUAUGCCAUCAUGAAAGAAUGCUGGAACAAUAAUGUUUCCCAACGCCCCGCCUUUAGGGAUCUUGCUCAGCGAGUGGAUCACAUAAGGGACAACAUGGGUGGAUGAGAAAAGUGUCCCUCCUUCAGAGAAUGUGUUGCAAUGCAGAGCAAAACGUACUUGGUCUGUUUUGUAUAAUUGACAUGUACACAUGUGCAUCUUACCUUUGCUGGAAGUAAAAUCUGUUGUGGCAAAUAUCCUAUCUCAAUCUGCAUACUGAGGUGUAUCCUACUGGUUUUUUUUUUGUCAGGAUAUAUUUGUUACUAUGAGAACAUACUGAAAUUUUAAAUAGGGAGAGAAAUUAUUUUUCUAAACAAAAUAACCUAAUAUAUGGUCAGUCUACAGCACCAUUAUUUGCCUUACUUGGCAAUGCAAAAAAAAGUUGACUUAAAAUGUGGUAAAACAUGGUGAGAUGAAGAGAUGAAAAGACAGUGUAUUUCCUUCUUGAAAUGGAGAUGCUCAGGAAAGACUUCCAGUCUUUUCUGACUAGGCAUAUAGUGGCCUGUUUUGUGUGUUGCACAAGGGCUUGUGUUUGUUAGUACAGUUUUAUAAUUUUUUUCAUUGUUGAUGCAGAAAUGGCUUCUCUCUAUAACAAAAUAGAAGUGGUUGUGUAACCCAAAAACUUUAAAUGUGCCUAUCUGAAUCAGUUAUCAGCUAGCAAUAUAUGCAAAGAGAUACAAUGGGCUGUGUGACGUACUGUAAGUAUUUUGAGGGAAAGGGAGCAAAUUGUUAAUUUGGAGAGCCAGAAAACCUACUCAUCCAGGUUAAAAUUUAAUUUAAAAUUAAAAAGCAAACAUGUUAUCCAGUUUUCCUCACUCUUCUUUUCCACUUUUGAGCAAGUAUUAGAUUCCCUUUACAUAAUUGAAGGUACAGUGAUAACAAGUAGAAAUUAAUCCAUUUUAUACAAGGCAGUGUCUUCAGUUUUUUUCUGAACAUGAAAAAGCUAAACAUACUGCUUUUGUACACUGCUCUUUUGUUCUUUCCAUCUUUGUAAUUUUCAUGCAGUCAUAGAAGUUUUUUUAAGCAGAAUUAAAAAUCUAGAAAAUGCCCUCCAUUUCACAGUUCCUCACUUUGCUGUCAAGAUGAUGACCUUGUACUUUCCUUUCCAUACACAAAAAAAAGAAUGCAUGUGGCCCAACAUUGGAUGCUGCCAGUGACAAGCACAUCAACUCUAUUUUGUAAUGAAGUGGCCCAAGUUGCCUUCAGUUUACCUCUGUGGUAACACCCAAAGUAAGUCUACUUGCAAGAAGGAAUUACAAGUGCAAUUGCUCCAUACUCAGCAGGGGGAAAGAACAUUCAUUAUCCCAGCUACUGAGAACUGGAAGGAGAUCAGAGCUACCUGAGCAGAUUACAUAUGCUGUAUAAUUUGGCUUUUUAAAUAAGUCUAACAAAAAUUGAUGGACAAGACAACUCUUCGGUUUUGCCUGCAGGCAUAAAACUUGGGGAUAAUCUCAUAUCUGAAAGCAGUAAAGUUGUAGAUUUUUUAUUUUUAGUUCAAGUAAUUUUAUUUUUUUUUUUUUUUUACUUAAGCAUUAUUGUUUGCAAAGUACUUUGCUUGUUUUUCUUGGACUUUUGCUGUGAAAGUUCAAUUAAGGGGAUAUACAAUUUAGCAAACUGACCUGUCAUCCAGGCUUGUAUUUAAAAUGAAGUGUUUGUUUUUAAAAUUUGUGGCAGUGAGUUGGUGAAAUAGAGGAGUUACUUGCACUGUAGGGCCUCCUCAAGAUUUGUGGUUAACUAAAUCCAUCUUAUAGAAGUUUUAAGUACCUCAACUUAAAAAAAAAUAUUAAAAUUCUUAUGUAGUGUAACACAGUGCCAGUAUAUCAAUGUUUUGUACCACUAUGAAUGUUUCUGUCCCGCCAGUCACUCGUUCAAUAUUAUGAUCUUUAUAAUAUGGGAGGUUGCUAAAUAGGGAGGGCAGCAUCAGCCCUCUUUCUGCCCAUUGCAUUUAAUAAUAUUUCUAUUGGUUUUCUUGCCAUUAAGCAUUUGCUUUAUAAUUUUUAGAACUUGUGAAAUUUUAAUUUUACAAUCAGUUUUUAAGCUGCAAAGAACUUCAAAGUGCUUGGUUCAAUUAACAUGUGUUUUCUCCAUUUCUAUACAUUGCUUUGAAGAUUUUGUGCAAAAGUUGUCUUUGCAUUUGUAGUCUCCGUUGUAUGUAUGUAUUUUUUGUAACAAAAGAAGAUAAAGCUUUAAAGCAUUGAAACAGCAUUUUAGCUGGUAUAAUAUAUGCAGGAAUUAUGUAAAAUUCUCAGUGUAUGACACUUAGUAGGUAAGUUGUUUCCAAUCUAUGGUAGACUAAAUAUAAUUUAUGUAAAAAUCUCAGGGAAGUUUGUGUAAUGCAAUUAAGAGAUCUUCCAGUCUGCUAUUUUUUCAAGUGAAUAAAGUCUUUUUCUUGUUCUACUACA